Messenger RNA from Schistosoma haematobium, 2975 nucleotides. RefSeq lists its product as uncharacterized. The annotation marks the transcript as partial. The record is from RefSeq and is a predicted model, not a curated record. The transcript has a single exon. Lineage: Eukaryota; Metazoa; Platyhelminthes; Trematoda; Strigeidida; Schistosomatidae.
UUGGGUCGGCUUCCGGAGAACUUCAACGGAGUCUCCAGAGGCCCACAAGGAGCCGAAGAGUCCUGGCCAAUCAGAGUGUGAUGGAACGUUCUAGAAUUCCAACGUGGCGUGCUACUAUUGGUCGGUAGCAUAAUGUGUUGUUAUCGGAUUGGCUGUAAAAUGAUGUUGAUUUAACAGACGCCAAAAUCUAUAAAUACCCAUGAUUUUCUGUACAAAGAUGAACCUUGGAAUAAAGUGCUUUCUCUCAUUCUUGUGUCUUCUCUCUGGAGUUCAAGUCGCUGUGUAGUUCUAGACUGCGGUUUAUCGGAAUAGCUUAGGAAUCGUAUAUAGCGUUCAACCUACACGACUUAUCAGUGGCGACGGGGAUGAAAACUUCAAUGAAUAUUUCCUUGGAGCAAUUAGAAGCUUAUAUGGUGCGUCAAGAAAAGAGGUUUGAAGAGUCCCAUAUUAGAAUCAUGGAAACCCUGAUGCAGAAAUUCUGCCUGUCCGAGAAAAACCCUGCUUCUAGUGAAUCUCAAGUAUCACAUACUGAUUCAGCCAUUAACGCCAUCCAUGAAUUUAAUUUUGAUGGUGUAGCAGGUGUAACUUUCGAGUCGUGGUUUAAGAAGUAUGAAGAUUUGUUUUAUAUUGAUCUUUGCAAACUGGAUGAUGCUUCAAAAGUCAGAAUACUUCUUAGAAAACUUGGGACUAUGGAACAUGAACGCUAUAGCAACUUCAUUCUUCCGAAGAACCCACGAGAUUUUAGUUUUGAUGAUACAGUCAAAACCCUAUCCCAAAUCUUUGGAGAACAAUCAUCUCUAUUUAAUAUCCGUUACCAGUGCUUAAAGUUAACGAAAGAACCAGGAGAUGACUGGGUGAAGCAUGCAGGAACUGUGAACCGAGAAUGUGAGAGAUUUAAAUUGUCGUCCAUGUCUGAAGAUCAGUUUAAAUGCUUAGUAUUUAUCUGCAGCCUGCGUUCACCCGAAGAUGCCGAUAUCCGAACCAGAAUCCUAAGCAAACUCGAACACUGCCCUAACAUGACCCUGCAAGAAGUGACUACUGAGUGCCAAAGGUUAGUAAACUUAAAGCAUGAUACCUCAAUGGUAGAAAACGGUAACUGUUUCCGUAACGUCAGUGCAGUCAAGAGAAAAGUCUUUCAAGGUUCCAGUACCCAUAAUUUCCAAAAUAACAGCGACAAACCAUCAUCUCCAUGCUGGGCAUGUGGAGGUUGGCACUAUAAGAGGUUUUGCCCAUAUAAAGAACAUCGUUGCAGCAAAUGUCAUCGGAAGGGGCAUAAAGAAAACUUCUGCAGGAGAAGAGACUAUAGAAAACGUACCGUGAAAUCUUACUCAACGAAAUACAGAUAUAGUGCUCCAACCAACAAGAUAUUGGUAUCACAUAACAGAGCACGAAGUUGCCACCAAAGAAAGUAUGUGACCUUGAAUAUUAAUAAACACCGUACCCGCCUUCAGCUGGACACAGCUUCUGAUAUUACUUUAAUCAGCCCAGAAACGUGGAAGAACAUUGGGAGACCCACAGUUUUCCCAACAACACAGCUGGCACACAGUGCAUCUGGGGGGAAGUUGAAUAUUGUUGUAGAAGUGCCAUGCACUGUUUCUAAAGGUACGUUAACAACAAAUGCAACAUUGUAUCUUACUAAGAAGCCAGCACUAGACUUAAUGGGGUUGGACCUUAUAGAAACACUUAAACUAGCAGAUCAUUCUAUCAACAGUAUCUGCAGACGAGUAAGUACAGACAACACCCCAGAAUGGAAUCAGAAAAACGCCAUGCUACAAAGACAUCAAAACGUGUUUAGAGAAGGAUUGGGAGAAUGUACGAAAGCUAAGGCACUGUUAACUCUAAAACCUGAAGCUGCUCCCGUUUUUCGACCCAAAAGACCUGUACCCUAUGCUGCUCUUCCAAUAGUUGAACAAGAAUUACAACGACUUCAGCAAAUGGGUGUUAUCGAGCCUGUGAACUUCUCGAAUUGGGCUGCACCAAUAGUGGUGGUCAAGAAGUCGAAUGGAAGUGUUCGUUUAUGUGCAGACUACUCCACGGGAUUAAAUGAAGCGCUACAGUCUCAUCAGUAUCCGUUACCCUUACCAGAAGAUCUUUUCGCUAAGCUGAACGGUGGCAGAUAUUUUGCGAAAUUGGACUUAUCAGACGCAUACCUACAAAUCCCUGUAUCUGAUGAAAGCAAAGAUCUCUUAACGAUCAACACACACAAAGGUCUGUUCCGGUAUAACCGACUACCUUUUGGGGUAAAGACAGCACCCUCUAUUUUUCAGCAAAUUAUGGAUACCAUGUUACAAGGUAUUUCAGGAGCUGCAGCCUACCUAGACGACAUCAUAAUUACGGCAGUAGAUAAAAUGGACCUGCAGAAGAAACUGGACCAGGUACUAGAACGCAUAGCUGAUUAUGGUUUUCGCCUCCGGGCGGAAAAGUGUGACUUCUAUAUGCAGCAAGUACGGUACCUUGGGUUCAUAAUAGAUAAAGACGGAAGACGACCAGAUCCAGAGAACAUUGAAGCAGUGAAAAGAAUGCCUAGACCCAGGGACGUUACAACCCUACGAUCAUUCUUGGGAUUGGUCAGUCAUUACGGUACCUUUCUCCCCGAUCUCCAUCGUCUACGUGCUCCACUAAACAACCUACUACAAAAGAACACAAGAUGGAAUUGGUCUGCAGACUGCCAAGCAUCUUUUGAGAAAAUCAAGCAACUCCUAACUUCCGAUCUCUUAUUGACACAUUAUGAUCCUUCUCUACCGAUAGUCGUCGCUUCAGAUGCUUCUAACUAUGGUGUGGGCGCAGUUAUCUUUCAUAUUUUUCCUGAUGGGUCUGAAAAAGCUAUCUCACACGCUGCCAGAUCUUUGACAACGACUGAAAGGAACUAUAGCCAAAUCGAGAAAGAAGCCCUAUCGAUUAUAUUUGCAGUGAAAAAGUUCCACAAGAUGAUAUAUGGUCGACAUUUUACCCUAAUAACAGACCAUAAGCCACUA